Messenger RNA from Macadamia integrifolia, 563 nucleotides. RefSeq names its product stearoyl-[acyl-carrier-protein] 9-desaturase, chloroplastic-like. Gene Ontology annotation, cellular component: chloroplast stroma. The transcript has a single exon. NCBI's taxonomy places the organism in Eukaryota, Viridiplantae, Streptophyta, Magnoliopsida, Proteales, Proteaceae. Gene Ontology annotation, molecular function: stearoyl-[ACP] desaturase activity. The record is from RefSeq and is a predicted model, not a curated record. Bases 99 to 563 code for a protein of 154 amino acids. Gene Ontology annotation, biological process: fatty acid metabolic process.
UACGCUCACCGAGAGAGGCCCCGCGCGACAAUUCGCUCACUUUUGUUAUUUUGAACAAAGAAAGGAAAGUGACGACGAUGUGAGCAGAGUUAACUUUUAUGCAUUCAUGCCAUUAUGGAACUUCAGGCGUUAGUCACGAUUCACACGGCAACACAGCCCGGCUGGCUAAGGAGCAUGGGGACACAGUGUUGGCACGCAUCUGCGGUAGUAUUGCAGCAGACGAGAAGUGGCACGAGAAUGCAUACGUGAAAAUGGUGGAGAAGCUACUGGAGAUAGACCCCUCCUACGCAAUGCUCGGGAUCGCCGAUAUGAUGCGAAAGAAGAUCGCCAUGCCUGCUUACCUCAUGUAUGACGGCCAAGAUCCCAAUCUAUUCGGUAAUUUCGCCGCUGUCACACAGAGGGUCGGCGUUUACACAGCUGGUGACUACACAGACAUUCUGGAUUUCCUGGUGGGGCAGUGGAAGCUGGAGAAACUAGAGGGUCUCAACUCACGAGUCACCUACCCUCUCGAACUCACGAAGUCACCGGGGACAUGGAUUGGAAGAAACAGAGACAUCAAGUGA